Molecule: messenger RNA, 1360 nt
Organism: Prionailurus viverrinus (fishing cat)
Lineage: Eukaryota; Metazoa; Chordata; Mammalia; Carnivora; Felidae
Gene: DAPL1
Product: death associated protein like 1
Exons: 4
Coding region: 54-377 (107 amino acids)
Biological process (GO): negative regulation of autophagy; apoptotic signaling pathway; cellular response to amino acid starvation
Molecular function (GO): death domain binding
Source: RefSeq, a predicted model, not a curated record
AGCUGGCGCUCAGCCUCCAGAGCACCGGACUGGCAUUGACACUGGCACACGCUAUGACAAAUGAAGUGCAAGUCCUGCUCUCCCCGCUGAAAGGGGGGCAUCCUCCUGCAGUAAAAGCCGGAGGAAUGCGAAUUUCCAAAAAACAAGAAAUUGGCGUCUUGGACAGACACACCAAAAAAACGGGAUUAGAGAAAACAAGCGCCAUUGCAAAUAUUGCCAAACUGCAGGCAAUGGAUACCCUGAACGACACACUGGAGAAGCUCAGCCAUAAAUUUCCAGCAGCAGUGCAUAUGGCACAUCAAAAACCCAGACCUGCUCUGGAGAAGGUCACUCCACUGAAAAGGAUCCACAUUAUUCAGCAGCCUCGGAAAUGUUAAGCUGGGACGUAAAACACAGCCGUCUGGCCAACUGCCUCAAACAUCCGACAGCUUAGCAAAAGGACCAAAACUUUCCAUAGGUCUAGUGCACUUGCUUGGUAAAUAAAACAGCUUUUGUAUCUUCUCUUUUUACUUUAGAUAAUAAAGCAUCCAAAGUUAUAAAUCCAGUGCCUUCCUGGGCCUCCUUUUGAUGCAGGUCAGGAGCCCACUGAAGUUUACACAUGUAAUUCUGUUGAAUGAGUGGAGAAUCCAGAAUACUUGACUAUUCCACUCCACCUCUCAGGAUAAGUCUUUCUCUCCUUGAUGCUGACCCUGAGCUGUUCCACCCACAGUGAGUUCUUCCUAAAGGACAAAUUAGUACAAAGGCUGUAUAAAGGCCAAACUCUAUGCAAACAUGAGGAGUGAGUCUUCUCCAUAUGUUUAUCUUAAGAUCCUCAAGUUUUCCUUUGAGGUAAAAUGUCAUUUCCAGUUCCCCGCAUAAAUACUUAGUUUGUUUUGAAGGCUUGGUGAGGGAAAAUGAAAAUUUUAGAUUUGUUACAAACAUACUCUCCUCUGCAAAGCAAUCAAGGGUGGAAGGUAGAAUUAGAGUUUCCAUUGGAGAUUUGCUCAGGGUUGCCCACAAAGUUCAUCUGUAGAACCUAGGGGGUCACAACGCUACAGGGCAUUGUGGUUGGGGUAUAGAUGUUGAUUUUAAUUGGAGGUAGGAGUAGGAGAGAAAGUAUUGUCAUAGCUAACCCUGCUCUAGCUCUCCUACCCUCCACAGCUCUCUCUCUCUCUCCCCCUCUCUCUCCCUCUCUCCCCCACUCCAUAUACUCACGUGUGAAUAGCCAAGGCUGUCUUCAGGUGAUAGUAGGGACCACCAGGUUCUUUUUUCACAAAGGUUAUCUGUCAGGGGCGCCUGGGUGGCUCAGUCGGUUGAGCAUCCGACUUCAGCUCAGGUCACGAUCUCGCGGUCCAUGAGUUCGAGCCCCGCAUCGGGCUCU